UCGCAGAACUAUGUAAAUAUGCUCAAGCGUCUACAUGAUCUUUAAAUGAUUGAAAGUUGACUUAUAAAUGCUAUUUUCUUAAUCGUUCUACAACCAUUUGGUCUUGUUAAGUAUUGCAUUGCCUUUACAGACAGAAAAAACAUGGCAACAAACAUGGAAGUUGAUGGUACAAAGCCGAAUGUAAUGGCUUCAACAGGCACUUCAGGAAGCGUAUCUAUUUCACUUCAUCCUUUGGUUAUUAUGAACAUUUCUGAACAUUGGACAAGAGUACGGGCUCAAGAAGGAAAACCUCAGCAAGUGAUUGGAGCUUUGAUUGGCAAACAGACUGGAAGAAACAUAGAAGUGAUGAAUUCCUUUGAGUUGCUUUUUGAUAUUGUUGAUGGGCAAAUUGUUAUAGACAUGGAUUACUAUAAUACAAAAGAAGAACAGUUCAAACAGGUAUUCAGUGAGAUGGACUUUCUUGGCUGGUAUACAACAGGAGACAGUCCUUCACAUUCUGAUAUACAUGUACAUAGACAGAUCUGCAGUAUAAAUGAAAGUCCUGUUUUGUUGAAAAUGAAUCCAAUGGGCAGGAACCAAGAUUUACCUGUUGCAAUAUAUGAAUCAGUGAUAGAUCUAGUGAAUGGAGAGGCAACAAUGUUAUUUGUGGAAUUACACUAUACACUGGCUACAGAAGAAGCUGAAAGAAUCGGUGUUGACCAUGUUGCUAGAAUGUCUACAGCUGACACUGGAGAGGCAUCAAGUGUUGCUGAGCAGUUGAUUGCCCAACACAGUGCUAUAAAGAUGUUACACAGUAGGGUGAAACUAAUAUUAGAAUACAUCAGAGCUGUUGAGGCUGGUGAAAUUCCGAAAAAUUUGGACAUACUAAGAGAAGCAUACAGUUUAUGUUACAGACUUCCUGUGUUAAAUACAGACAAAUUCAAGGAGGAUUUCUUUAAUCAAUGUAAUGAUGUUUGUUUAAUGGCAUACCUGGGAACUAUUACAAAGGGAUGCAACACAGUGAAUCAGUUUGUGAAUAAGUUUAAUGUGAUACAUGACCGUCAUAGCAUGGGCAGAAGAAUGAGAGGACUGUUUUUUUAAGUUCGGGAGCAGACGUAACUUUACAGCUAACUAUUCCUGUUGUUUUGACAUUCACAUAAAGGAAAACUACACUACAGAGAUACUUUUACUUGGAAUUAUAACACUUGUACUGUCAUAAUUACUUUUGAGUUUACAUGCAUUUUGUUGACAGGAAUGUACUCUGUGUGUCAGUGAUAGAAAUGUUUUCCUGUUGGACAAAAUCAUCAGAAGUGCUAUUAUUAAAUUUAAAAACAUGCUUUGUUCAUUGUUUUAUCAUGGUAAAAGAAAAACAAUACUGAAGGACGUCACAAAUAAAUAAGAACUUGGCUUAACAUGGGAAUGUCAUUUUACUGAGAUGCUGCCAUUCCAGUUGAUGUCAAGUGUAUUACUUGACACAUAGUGCAACCUUUAAAUACUGACAUUAAUAACCUUUUAAAUAUUUUACAAGGUAAAAUUGUAAUAUAUCUGAAGUUUGGAGUUUUGUUUAACUAAUCAUAAAGAUCUGAAUGUGUUAUAUUUAGUUUAAAUGAAAAUUACAUUGUUACAACAUAUUCUAUAAAUGAUUAAACUCUACCAAAUUA
Ruditapes philippinarum (Manila clam) is the source of this 1640-nucleotide messenger RNA. RefSeq names its product COP9 signalosome complex subunit 6-like. Gene Ontology annotation, cellular component: COP9 signalosome. The record is from RefSeq and is a predicted model, not a curated record. The transcript has 10 exons. NCBI's taxonomy places the organism in Eukaryota, Metazoa, Mollusca, Bivalvia, Venerida, Veneridae. Gene Ontology annotation, biological process: protein deneddylation. Gene Ontology annotation, molecular function: metallopeptidase activity; protein binding. The coding region runs from base 142 to 1080 and encodes 312 amino acids.